GCACAAGCGUAUAAAAGCCUCGCGCCGGAAACGGAAAGUCCUCUUCGAGUGAUCCAACAUGGCGGACCAGGGUGAAAAGAAGGAGAACCCCAUGAGGGAGCUGCGCAUCCGCAAGCUGUGCCUGAACAUCUGCGUGGGAGAGAGCGGAGACAGGCUGACCCGAGCAGCCAAGGUGCUGGAGCAGCUGACAGGACAGACCCCCGUCUUCUCCAAGGCACGGUACACCGUGAGAUCCUUCGGUAUCCGCAGAAAUGAAAAGAUUGCUGUCCACUGCACCGUCCGUGGAGCCAAAGCAGAGGAAAUCCUGGAGAAGGGCCUCAAAGUGCGUGAGUACGAGUUGAGGAAGAACAAUUUCUCAGAUACCGGAAACUUCGGUUUCGGCAUCCAGGAGCACAUCGAUCUGGGCAUCAAGUACGACCCCAGCAUUGGCAUCUACGGACUGGACUUCUACGUGGUCCUCGGCCGACCCGGUUUCAGCAUCGCCGACAAGAAGCGGAAAAGAGGCCGUAUUGGUUUCAGACACCGCAUCCGCAAAGAAGAGGCCAUGCGCUGGUUCCAGCAGAAAUACGACGGCAUCAUCCUCCCUGGCAAGUAAAGGACCAGCUCUCCAUCUUGUUUAUAACAAAGGAAUAAAAUUUGGGAAAAACAA
Cololabis saira (Pacific saury) is the source of this 649-nucleotide messenger RNA. It is a transcript of the gene rpl11, whose product is annotated as ribosomal protein L11. Gene Ontology annotation, cellular component: ribosome; cytosolic large ribosomal subunit. Lineage: Eukaryota; Metazoa; Chordata; Actinopteri; Beloniformes; Belonidae. Bases 59 to 595 code for a protein of 178 amino acids. Gene Ontology annotation, molecular function: RNA binding; structural constituent of ribosome. The record is from RefSeq and is a predicted model, not a curated record. Gene Ontology annotation, biological process: translation. The transcript has 6 exons.